UACAGCUGAAACUCUCUCUCUCUCUCUCUCUCUCUCUCUCAUCUCUAAUGGCGACAACGCUUCGGUGCCCUCAAGGAGCGGUACCGCUUCCGUGGAGGGGAAGAAGGCCCAACGGCAGCAGAGGCCCCCGCCACUGCCAGGUGCCGAACAUCCAGGCGUUCCAGCGCAGCGACAUAGGAAGCUUCGCGAAGGACGCGUGGCGGAGCGCCAACGACGGAUUCGAGCGGUUCCUUUUUGAGGCGAAGAAGACCGCCGAGCGCCUCGACCGUCAGUACGCCCUCUCCCGCCGCUUUGACACAAUCGCUCGCUCCGCCGUCGAUCGCGCCAGAGAAAUCGACAGAGAACUCGAGAUUGGAACGCGCUGGCGCGCCUUCAGCGUGGAUUUCAGCAGAAAUUGGCCUAGGUACAGGAAGCAGCUUUCUGAAUUCAUGGAGGCCCCAUUGGGAAGAAGCUUUGCGACAAUUUUCUUCCUGUGGUUUGCAUUAUCCGGAUGGCUGUUUCGGAUAUUGAUUUUCGCUACAUGGGUUCUGCCGUUUGCUGCUCCUCUUCUCAUCGGAGCAGUUGCCAACAGCCUUGUUAUUAAGGGCGCUUGUCCGGCUUGUAAGAGGCAAUUUGUUGGUUACAAGAACCAAGUAAUCCGCUGUGGAAGCUGUGGAAACACCGUGUGGCAGCCAAAAUCAGACUUCUUCUCAAGAGACGGUAGAAGAGGCCCUUCUUCUUCGUCAAAGUCAGAGCCGGAGAUUAUCGAUGUUGAAUUUGAGGAGAAAUGAAGAGAAACCCAAGAUGUGGGGCAAGCUCGCGUAUGCUCUAAUCUAGAGAACGGAUAAAUUGUCGCGUUUUUACAAGAAAUCUCCCUUUGUGUCAGAGACUCUAGCUUGUAUCAUCAUCUGAAUUUCGUGGAGCAUGUCUCGUUUGAUGGAUCAAUCUUAAGAGCAAUACAAAUGACGUACCCGCAAGAAAUGCUGGCAUCACACGAUGAGUUCGAAGAUUUAGAAAACUAUAGCUUUUACAGGUUUGCUAAACAUCAAGUGUGCAUCUGUAAGAGAUUAGAAAUGCUUGAUGUCCAGACCAAAGUUUGGUUUUCAUCUUUAAACAAGAGCUUGAUAUC
Messenger RNA from Pyrus x bretschneideri (Chinese white pear), 1108 nucleotides. RefSeq lists its product as uncharacterized. The transcript has 5 exons. Gene Ontology annotation, cellular component: chloroplast. The record is from RefSeq and is a predicted model, not a curated record. The coding region runs from base 48 to 770 and encodes 240 amino acids. NCBI's taxonomy places the organism in Eukaryota, Viridiplantae, Streptophyta, Magnoliopsida, Rosales, Rosaceae.